Mytilus trossulus (common blue mussel) is the source of this 720-nucleotide messenger RNA. RefSeq lists its product as uncharacterized. The transcript is spliced from 2 exons. The record is from RefSeq and is a predicted model, not a curated record. NCBI's taxonomy places the organism in Eukaryota, Metazoa, Mollusca, Bivalvia, Mytilida, Mytilidae. Gene Ontology annotation, molecular function: aspartic-type endopeptidase activity. Bases 1 to 720 code for a protein of 239 amino acids. Gene Ontology annotation, biological process: proteolysis.
AUGGAUUUAAUUAGUAAAAUUACAAAUAAAGAUUCUACUUGGAUGCCUAAUAAAGAGAAAACAUUGUGCGACCAAUUUUCACAAAAUGUACAAGACAGUUACUUAAGAAAACAUCUGAAACAAAUAGUUCGUGCACAAUCUCAUAUACCCUUUUUGGAUUUACGUGAAGAAGCUAUUAUGUGGUCCGAGGAGGAAGAAUAUAAAGAUAAAAGAUACAACACCAAGAUGAAAAGUGAAACAACCGAUACUGUACCUGAAGAACCUACAGCUGAUGUUUGCGCUAGUAAGGAUAAAACUGACACUAGUAGUGAACAAUCCGAUAAAUUCAAUCAGUUAUUGGCUGAUCGUUUAGUGGGUAAAUGGCCAACCGUUAGUGCUUACGUUGCAGGAUUUAAAGUUAACUGUCUAGUAGAUACUGGGUCAACUGUUACAACAGUUACAGAGUCGUUUUAUAACCGUUUUCUAAGGAGGUGUACUGAUCUACAAACUGAUAUUACGUUUAAUCUGAAAGGUGCAAAUGGAUCUUGUAUACCGUAUAUAGGAUAUGUUGAAGUAGAUAUUGACAUUAUGGGCCAACGUUUGCCAAACAGAGGUGUUCUGAUUGUGAAGGAUCCUAUUGACAGUUAUACCCGUAUGAGAAAAGAAAAUGUCCCUGGACUUUUGGGAAUGAACGUUAUUAGCUUAUGUAAAAAACUUUUGCAAGAAGAUUGUGGCAACUAG